GGGGCGGGGGCGGGAGGUAGCAGCGCCCCCGCACUCCCCGCGUCUCACACACUUGCACCGGUCGCUAGCGCGCAGCCCGGCGUCGCCCCACGCCGCGCUCGCUCCUCCCUCCCUCCUCCCGCUCCGUGGCUCCCGCGCUCCUGGCGAGGCUAAGGCGCCGAGCGCGCGGACGGUCGCACAGACAGACAGCCCCGAGGACCCUUCGGCCCGCGCCUCCCGGGCGGGCUAUGUUGAUUGCCCAGCCGGGGCCGGCCCGCGGGAUCAGCACAGCCCGGCCCGCGGCCCCGGCGGCCAGCAGGGACUAUGAACCGGAAAGCGCGGCGCUGCCUGGGCCACCUCUUUCUCAGCCUGGGCAUGGUCUACCUCCGGAUCGGUGGCUUCUCCUCAGUGGUAGCUCUGGGCGCAAGCAUCAUCUGUAACAAGAUCCCAGGCCUGGCUCCCAGACAGCGGGCGAUCUGCCAGAGCCGGCCCGACGCCAUCAUCGUCAUAGGAGAAGGCUCACAAAUGGGCCUGGACGAGUGUCAGUUUCAGUUCCGCAAUGGCCGCUGGAACUGCUCUGCACUGGGGGAGCGCACCGUCUUCGGGAAGGAGCUCAAAGUGGGGAGCCGGGAGGCCGCGUUCACCUACGCCAUCAUUGCCGCCGGCGUAGCCCACGCCAUCACAGCUGCUUGUACCCAGGGCAACCUGAGCGACUGUGGCUGCGACAAGGAGAAGCAAGGCCAGUACCACCGGGACGAGGGCUGGAAGUGGGGUGGCUGCUCUGCCGACAUCCGCUACGGCAUCGGCUUCGCCAAGGUCUUUGUGGAUGCCCGGGAGAUCAAGCAGAAUGCCCGGACUCUCAUGAACUUGCACAAUAACGAGGCAGGCCGAAAGAUCCUGGAGGAGAACAUGAAGCUGGAAUGUAAGUGCCACGGCGUAUCAGGCUCGUGCACCACCAAGACGUGCUGGACCACACUGCCACAGUUUCGGGAGCUGGGCUACGUGCUCAAGGACAAGUACAACGAGGCUGUUCACGUGGAACCGGUGCGCGCCAGCCGCAACAAGCGGCCCACCUUCCUGAAGAUCAAGAAGCCACUGUCCUACCGCAAGCCCAUGGACACGGACCUGGUGUACAUCGAGAAGUCACCCAAUUACUGCGAGGAGGACCCGGUGACCGGCAGUGUGGGCACCCAGGGCCGCGCCUGCAACAAGACGGCCCCCCAAGCCAGCGGCUGUGACCUCAUGUGCUGUGGGCGUGGCUACAACACCCACCAGUACGCCCGAGUGUGGCAGUGCAACUGUAAGUUCCACUGGUGCUGCUAUGUCAAGUGCAACACGUGCAGUGAACGCACGGAGAUGUACACGUGCAAGUGAACCCCGUGUGCACACCACCCUCCUGCUGUAAGUUAGAUUGCUGGGAGGACCGGACCGUUUCCAAGCUGCGGGCUCCCUGGGAGGUCACUGCCUGGAUCUUCACAGGGAACCACAGGAAUUCUGAGCUUGUCUUUUCUGCUGAGGAGGGUACUUUUCCUGGGUUUCCUGCAGGUAUCUGCGGGGAAAAAAAUCUCUCAGAGCCCUCAGCCAUUCUGUUCCACACCCAAUGCUGCUCCACCCUCCCCCAGACACAGCCCAGGUCCCUCUGCGGCUGGAGUGAAGCCUUUUGCAGCAGGAACUCUGGACCCCUGGGCCUCACCAUAGCAAUAUUUAACAAUUUAUUCUGAUAAAAAUAAUAUUAAUUUAUUUAAUUAAAAAGAAUUCUUCCACCUCGUCGGGAUCCGUUUUCUGCAAUCAAAGUGGACUGCUUGCUUUCCUAGCGGGAUGAUUUUGUUGCUAGGACGAGGAGCUGUGUAAAACUGUACAUAACUGUUCUUUAUGCAGACAUUUCUACUAGUUGAUUUUGCAAGUACCCACCCCCCCGCAGCACUAGAUGUUUAAGUACAAGAGCAGGCAUCCUUUAUACAUAUAUAGAUCUAUAUACACACACAUUUAUAUUUUUUUGCUGUUUGCUGCUACUUAUCCAGAAAUUUAAGCUGGUCUAGAUUUGGAGAUGUUUUUGCAGAGUAUGUUUCCCAUCCUUUUGCCCCUCUACCCCCACCAAGUUCAAAUGUCACCAUUAGAAAAAUCCAGUUUGGAAUAUAUAGAGAGGAAAAAUAAUAAUAAAUUCCCAGCAGUUUCCAUCUUUCGGAAAGUGAGCCACUGGAUAAGAGAGAAUAUUUUGUAAGAGACUAUUUUUAUAUGAAUAUUUUAUUUAUAUUGAGUCUGCUGUAUCAUUCCACGGCCUGUGCUUCUUCUUAAUUCUAGUACUCAAUUUGGGGUAAGGAGGGGCGAUGCCUGGGUGUGGGGUCAGGCCCCACGGGACCCCUCACACAGCUGGAUUCUUGAGUUCUGUUUGCCAAGUGGACACAAGCUCCCCCUGGAUGCCUGGGGUUGAGGCAUCAUCUCAUCUGUGUUAGCUGGGAAAGAAAUCAAGUCCCCAGCCUCAGCCUGUUAAGCUCAGGCCUUUCAAGCAGGGCCACUGAGUAGUGGCCUCAAAAUGAGUCACUGUGGUGGGUGGUCAUUGUGCCCGUCACAGGGACUUGGCCGUCAUCAUGCAGCAGAGGCCUGCUCAGGGAGCCCCACACCUCACCAAGACACCUGCCAUUGCCUACGUGUCCCAGAAUGUGAGAUGCAGUCCUCAGAUGAGGGGCCAAAAAAAAAGGUGGGGUGAGGGGCCGAUGAGCCGCUGGGCCCAGCGGGGCUUCCUGGAUAUUCUGCUCCCAAGGCCAAGCAGCAGGGAGAGGUGUGAGUGAGCCCACUUUGCUUUGGGUCCAGCUAGGCCCAGAGCCUCAGCCUGAAAGCUGUCCUCCAGCAGGCUGGGGGUGUUCUAAUAUGUGUCCAUUUGCAUUUCUGUGUCUGUGCGUGUCCUUAGGGACCUGGAGGUAGCCACAUGACUUGGUGCCUUCCAGUGCCUCCGCUGUGCUCCUCUGUAUAUGUGUUUGUGUGUUUCCAGGCUACCUAAGUGUCUGUUUCUCUCCAUGUGCCUGGGAGGUCAGGUCUCAGGCAUGGAGCUCUGUGCCUUUGUAUCUGCUGCUCCCCAGGGUCUCUGCUUGCAAGUGGGGGCUGGUGGUGUGAGGCAGACAGCAGAGACUGUGUGUGAUUAUAUUGAGCCACCAAGAGAUGGCACCUCUGAACUCUGUCCCCCCAGCCAUGGGUGAAAAUCAGACACCUCUGAGACCACAGCCCCGUGGCCACACCUGCUAGGAGCCCUUCAGUAUCUAGGCUGUGUCUGAUUCCUCAAUGUCCACACUGAGCCUGGAUCACAGCAUGGGCAAAUAAAAGUGACUGGAUGGUUGCUUGGUUUUUUCUGUUGGAACUUUCUCCCACCAUUUUUCUUUUACUUGGGUGUCUGGAGGAGUGGGCAUGUGAAGGAGCCAUGGAGUGAAUGGUUGGAGGUAGGUGAAUGGGUGAAUGUAUAGAUGAAUAAGCAGGUGGGUGGGUAGAUGAAUAAAUGGAUGGAUGGAUGGCUGAAGGGAUAAACAGAUGGGUGGAUGGAUAGAUAAGUGGAUGGAUGAAUGGAUGAAUAGAUAGAGUAGGUGAGUGGAUGAAGUAGGUACACCUACAGAUAGGCAGAUGAGGAGUUUCUUGGGAGUCCACAGGUCACAUUUUAUCUUUGCCUUGGAAAACCUACUGGGUCUGCCAUGAGCAGGGUGGCUUCCCAAUCCUGCAACACUUCUGCUUCGGACCUCCUUAGCACCUGGGAAUGGGGGAGAUUCUGACCAGCCUUUCCAGAUGAGUGAUCAAUGCUAAUUAUGUAAACACAACCUCAAAAGGGUCAUUCUUGUGUCCUUCCUCACUGUAGGUUCCCAACCCUGGGGCCUGCCCUCUAUCUGGAUACCCUACUCAGCUGUGCCCUGAGCCCCAGUUUCUCCACCUGUGAAAUGAGAAUAACAACACCUACCUCACAGGGCUGUUGUGAGGACCCUCCCAGUAAUGAUUGUAUGGAACUUUGAGUUGCAAAGUAAUAGAUGAAUGCGAAAUAUUAUUAAUUAUUAUUAUCACUAUUCUCUCCACAACUAUGGGAUUCUUCAAACAUGGCUUAUGGUAAUAAAUAUUUGGUUCUGUGUUGGGCAGAGGUAUCCA
Molecule: messenger RNA, 4098 nt
Organism: Sapajus apella (tufted capuchin)
Lineage: Eukaryota; Metazoa; Chordata; Mammalia; Primates; Cebidae
Gene: WNT7A
Product: Wnt family member 7A
Exons: 4
Coding region: 304-1353 (349 amino acids)
Biological process (GO): neuron differentiation; multicellular organism development; canonical Wnt signaling pathway
Cellular component (GO): extracellular region
Molecular function (GO): frizzled binding; cytokine activity
Source: RefSeq, a predicted model, not a curated record